UUCAUCGCCGCCGCCGCCGCCCACCGCGCCCCACUUCCGGGUCACGGCUGCCCCACUUCCGGGUGAACCAUGUCACGUCCGGCUCGGCUCGGCAGCGUGGAGACCUGGUGAGCGAGUGAGGGAGCCCAGCACCGUGAGGCACAGGCUCUUCUGGAGGAUGGGGCGCAAACAGGAGCCUGGCAAGAGGCCGGUCCGAGGGCCCGGCAGGAAGGCCCGCAAGCAAAGGGGGGCCGAGAGCGAGGUUCCUGCCGAGCUGCUGGAGGACCAUCAGCCAGAGACACGACGCCUCAAGAGUCGCCAGAGGAAACGGGCCCUGAAACGUGCCCGUCUGUCGGCAGGGGAUUCUGGGGAGCGGCCGGUUCAGGAGAAGAGGAAGCGGACUUCUGCUGACGUCCCCCAGGGUUUCAGCGACGAGGACAGCCAGCGGCCCCAGCCGAGGGGGCAGAGGACGGCCCAGCAGCAGCCCGGCCAGACCGGGGCGCCCCGGCCCCGCCUGUUGUCUUUGGGCUCGGAGGAGGAGGAGGAGGAUGCGCCCUCGGUAUCCGACUCUGGCAGUGACCUGCCGCUUGAUGACUUCGGGGUCUGCUCGGAUGAGGACGAGGGGGAUGAGGAGGAAGAGGGGGAGGAUGAGGAGCUCUUGCCGAUCGAGCGGGCUGCUGAGCGCCUGAGGAAGAAACAGAAACUAGCGCAGACUCGGCCAGUCAAAGAGGAUGGAGGGACAGCGGAGGAGGAGGAGGAGGAGGUGCAGAUCAACGUGGCAGAGGUCGAGAGGUUCACACUGCCGAGUGGGCAGGAGAUUGCCCGGGAAGCCAGCCAGCCCCCAGACUUGAAGCUGAUCUUCCAGAGGAUCCAGGACACGAUGGAGGUGCUGGCGGAUUUCCGCGGGAGACGGGAGGAGGGCCGCGACCGGCAGGAGUACCUGCAGGUCCUUCGCAGAGACCUGGCCGCCUACUACAGCUACAACAGCUACCUGAUCGAGAAGCUGAUGGAGCUGUUCCCUCUGCCGGAGCUGCUGGAGUUCCUGGAGGCCAGUGAGGUUCAGCGACCCGUGACCGUCCGUACCAACACCCUGAAAACCCGCCGGCGGGACCUGGCCCAGGCGCUGAUCAACCGCGGGGUGAACCUGGACCCACUGGGCAAGUGGUCAAAGACUGGCCUGGUCAUCUUCGACUCUGCCGUGCCCAUCGGAGCCACCCCCGAGUACCUUGCGGGCCACUACAUGCUCCAGGGUGCCUCCAGCCUGCUGCCGGUGAUGGCCCUCGCCCCUCAGGAGGGAGAGAUGCUCCUCGACAUGAGCUGCGCCCCAGGGGGGAAGACUACCUACUGUGCCCAGUUAAUGAAGAACACGGGGGUAAUUGUGGCCAACGACCCCAGCGCAGAGCGUCUGCGCAGCGUGGUGGGGAACCUUCAUCGGCUCGGUGUCACCAACGCCAUCGUCUCCAACUGUGACGGCAGAGACUUCCCCAAGGUGAUGGGGGGAUUUGACCGUGUACUACUGGACGCACCCUGCAGCGGGACCGGUGUCAUCUCGAAGGAUCCCACUGUCAAGACCAACAAGGAGGACGUUGACAUUAAGAAGUGUGCUCAGCUCCAGAAGCAGCUGCUGCUCUCGGCCAUCGACUCUGUGGAUGCGAACUCCCAAACGGGCGGUUACCUCGUCUACUCUACCUGUUCCGUCACGGUCGAGGAGAACGAGUGGGUUGUGGACUACGCUUUGAAGAAACGCAACGUAAAGCUUGUAUCCACUGGUCUGGAGUUCGGCGUGGAAGGGUUCACAAAGUUCCGGGAGCGCCGGUUUCACCCGUCCCUCAAGCUCUGCCGCCGCUUCUACCCACACACCCACAACAUGGACGGCUUCUUCGUGGCCAAGCUCCGCAAGUUUGCCAACUCGCUGCCGCUGGCCCCCGCCCCUGCCCCCGCCCCUGCCCCGGCCCCUGCCUCUGCCCCCUCCCCCGCCGGGGCACAGGCACCGCCCUUGCCAGCAGAACAGCCCGCACCAGUGAGCCCAGUGCCCGAGAAACGCAAGGCGCCGGCCAGCGGGCGACCCCGCCAGAGGACGGGCGCGGCGUCCAGGAUGCAGAAGGCCCUCCAGUUACGCAAGAUGAAGGCAAAAUUCAGGAGGAAGAAGGCUUUGUGAGGGGAGGGGUGGCUGCAGUGCCGGCUUGGGAGUCUGUCUUUCUAUCCAAUAAAUAUCGAUCACUUUUC
Molecule: messenger RNA, 2205 nt
Organism: Hypanus sabinus (Atlantic stingray)
Lineage: Eukaryota; Metazoa; Chordata; Chondrichthyes; Myliobatiformes; Dasyatidae
Gene: nop2
Product: NOP2 nucleolar protein homolog (yeast)
Exons: 16
Coding region: 158-2137 (659 amino acids)
Biological process (GO): maturation of LSU-rRNA; rRNA base methylation
Cellular component (GO): nucleolus
Molecular function (GO): rRNA (cytosine-C5-)-methyltransferase activity; RNA binding
Source: RefSeq, a predicted model, not a curated record